AUGAAGAGCACCAACGGCGACGUCUCCGGAGUUAGCAUCGAUGACGGGAAAUCUAAGCCGCCGGGGAUAUAUUCCGAUAGUUUGCUCGGAGGGAGAGACGUGAUCAAAGUAGUGUUAUUGGUCACGACCGUCGCACUUUCUUGCCUAUUAUUCUACAAAUCUGCAAGUAAUCCACUCAACAUGGUAGUGUCUCCAUUGAAGACAGACUGUUAUUCUUCAAAAAUCAGAAACGAAACUUCCUUAGAAACGGUACAAGAGAAGAAACCGGUUUCAGAGUUAGAGAGAGUCUUGAUAAAUGCGGCUAUGGAGGACAACACGGUGAUCAUAACGGCGUUAAACCAAGCAUGGGCUGAUCCAAACUCAACGUUCGAUGUGUUUCGAGAGAGUUUUAAAGCCGGAGUCGGAACGGAGAGGCUGUUGAAGCACGUGAUCGCGGUUUGCUUGGAUAACAAGGCAUACGACCGGUGCAUAGAGGUUCAUCCUCAUUGCUACUUGAUUAACGCCACAGAUUCAGACCAACUAUCCGGUCCAAACCGGUUUAUGACCCCUGGUUAUUUGAAACUCGUUUGGCGGCGAAUGGAUCUUCUUAGACAAGUUCUUGAUUUUGGAUACAACUUCAUCUUCACGGAUGCAGAUAUUUUGUGGCUUCGAGAUCCAUUUCCCCGGUUUUUCCCAGACGUCGAUUUUCAGAUAACAUGCGAUACUUAUAAUGGGAAGCCAUCAGACAAAAAUAAUCAAGUGAAUUCUGGAUUCACAUACGUCAAGGCAAACAACAGAACGACAAAAUUUUACAAAUAUUGGAUCAGAUCGAGCCGAAAGUUCCCUGGAAAGCACGAUCAAGAUGUGUUCAACUACAUAAAAAACAAUAAUUUUACAAUGAACCUUGGAAUCAAUAUGAGGUUUUUCGACACGGUUUACUUCGGAGGGUUUUGCCAGCCAAGCCGGGACAUCAACGUGGUCAACACAAUGCAUGCUAAUUGUUGUAUAGGUUUGGAGAACAAAGUGAACAACCUUAAGGCUGCUCUUGAAGAUUGGAAACGAUAUGUUUCGUUGAAUACGACCGUGUCCGAGACUAAAUGGAAUAUUCCACCUAGGUGUGGUUAUUAA
Molecule: messenger RNA, 1107 nt
Organism: Microthlaspi erraticum
Lineage: Eukaryota; Viridiplantae; Streptophyta; Magnoliopsida; Brassicales; Brassicaceae
Source: the annotation of a GenBank genome assembly